GACCCGGAAGCGGCUAGCCGGGAGCGAAGGUCAAAUCGGCAGCUGAGGGAUUUUAACUUUCGCAUUUCUACGUCAGAAUCUCAGUCCCCAGGCCUGCACCCCUGGGGCCUGGGGUCUCCGCGCACGUUAGAGUCGCCUCAGCCCCGCCUCCCACCGCGGAUUGACGUCUCAAGACCCAUCUUGCCUGGCAGAGAAGCCCAGAGGAGGGAGAGGAGGAAAGCCCAGAGAGUCAGGAAUGACUCAUUCUCAGGGACGCUUGACCUUCAGGGAUGUGGCCAUAGAAUUCUCUCAGGAGGAGUGGGAGUGCCUGGACCCUGCUCAGAGGGCCUUGUACAGGGACGUGAUGGUGGAGAACUACAGGAACCUGGUCUUCCUGGAUAUAUCUACUAGAUGUAUGAGCAAAGAAUUACCACCAAAAGACAACAUUAAUAAUGGAGAAUUAUUCCAAGCGUUGAUUUUGGAAAGACAUGUAAGUCAUGACUUUGAUGACUUUGGUUUGAGGGAAGUCCAGCAAGAUGUGAACAAAUUUGAGACUCAGUGGCUAUAUGAAGAAAAAAAUUACAAAGGAAUGACUACAUCCCAUUAUAAAAAUCUCACUUGUAGAGAAGACCAACAACAUCACAAAUUCUGGAAUAAUUUCGCUGUAAAGCAUAGUGUUUCCAUAAGAAAUAGUAAAUCUCAAUAUUAUAAACAUGAUAUGACGAAUAAGGCACUAAAAAACAAGGUAGGCUCUUCAGGAAACAAGUAUAGGAACUGUUUGGACAGUGGGCUUGGAUUAAGCUUUCAUUCACAUCUGGCUGAACUGCAAAGAUUUCAAACCGAAGAGGAAAUUCAUGAAAGUAAUCAAGUUGAGAAGUCUACCAAAAAGACUUCAGUUUCACUUCAAAAAAUUCCUUCUAGUGUCAAAACCAACAUUUUUAACAAAUAUGGGAAGGUUCUUACACAUUCUUCAUUACAGACACAACACCAAAAAACACCGAAAAGAGAAAAACCUUACAAAUGUAAAGAGUGUGGGAAGACUUUUAGCCAUUGCUCAACCUUAGCUACUCAUCAAAGAAUUCAUUCUGAGCAGAAACCUUACAAAUGUAAUGAGUGUGGCAAAGUCUUUAACAGGUUCUCAAACCUCACGAGGCAUCAGAGAAUCCAUACUGGAGAGAAACCAUAUAAAUGCAAUGUAUGUGGUAAGGAUUUUAUGAUACGUUCACACCUUUGGGGACAUGAGCGAAUUCAUACCGGAGAGAAGCCUUACAAAUGUAAUGUGUGUGGCAAAGCCUUUUCUGAGUGUUCAAAUCUUGUUCAACAUAAAAGAAUCCAUUCUGGAGAGAAACCUUAUAAAUGUAAUCAGUGUGGUAAGGAAUUUAUCACUCGUUCACACCUUUGGGGUCAUGAGAGAACUCACACUGGAGAGAAACCUUACAAAUGUAAUGAGUGUGGAAAGGCCUUCUCCGGGAGUUCAAAUCUUACUCAACAUAAGAGAAUUCAUGCUGGAGAGAAACCGUAUAAAUGUAAUGUAUGUGACAAGGCCUUUAGUCAGAAUUCAAGCCUUACAGUUCAUCAGAGGAUUCAUACUGGGGAGAAGCCUUACAGAUGUCAUGAAUGUGGGAAAGCCUUUAAGCAGUAUUCAAGCCUGAGUAGACACCAGAAUAUACAUAGAAUGAAGAUAAAGAUGUAGAAACUGUGAUUAUAUUUAUUUUCGAGAGGGAGAGAGCACGAGAGAGUGGGGAGGAGCAGAGGUAGAAGGAGAAGCAGACUCCCUGCUGAGCAGGGAGCCUGACGUGGAGCUCAAUCCUGGGACCCCACGAUCAUAACCUGAGCCGAAGGCAGAUGCUUAACCCAGUGAACCACCCAGGCACCCCUAAAGUAAGUAUGUCUUAAUGGGAAGUAAGCAUAAGUGAAGAAUAUUGGUUUACACUUGAAAUGGUAAAUAUAGGCGAAACUUCAGGUUCCCAUGCAGCAUCCCCCAAAGGAAGAACGUCACUCAUUGCGAACCAUCAGAUGGCCUCCAGGUUUUUGGCAGUAGGAAUGGUCUUCUUAAUCACAGAUGCUGAUUAGAAUCCUGGGGAAUUUCUUUCUUCUUCCUUUACCAGUAUAUCUUCCUUUUUGUCAUAGGUGAAGGUUAAGGUCCACAGAUUUGAGUGUCAAGCACCUGUUUGUAGCCAGCUCCUUAGUCAUCAUCUUUACAGGAAUCUCGAGCACAGUGACAGCUUUUGGGUAGGAACAUUUCCCUGAUUUUGGAUGUAAAUUUGUUUGCUGGGUCAUAGAGUGAUACUGUGCUAUAUUAUGUAACAUGUAACUGAGGAACCUGGGUGAAGGGAUGAAGUUUACAAGGACUUUUUCAUACAAUUUUUGCACAUUUUGCGUAUCUGUAAUAACUUCAAAAUAAAGAGUAACGAAAGGCAACAUGAUAUGCUGUGGCUUUUAGAAAGUUCAGGUGCAGCUCUUUGUUCAUAUGAGAAUAAAGGACAUUAUAGGUACAUCCAAAAAUCCUUCUUAAAACUUAAAUUCUUAAAACUUGUCACCUCCUUGGUAAUUUUCCAGAACACCGUAAAUGGGAUAUGCCUCCACCCCACAUAACAUGCGGCUUACUCUGCUUCUAAGAACUGAAUCAGCAGCCCAGGAGUAGAACCAAAGGAUUGGGUGUUUAAAGUGUUUGCUUUAUUAUGCAUUGGUGGAUACUUUGUUCUAGAACCACCUCUAAUCUUGCAUGAAGUGGGCAGAUGAUCUGAGGAAAGGGGAAGAUGAGUCCGGAAGUACCAUUGAAAUUCUCUUACUGUCUGCAUGAAUGAAGCUUCCAUCUUUCCCUUAAGAACAGGGUCAGAAACUCCUCAUUCUGGACAGAGUUCUCCGAGACGCGAUAGAAGAGGCAGAUCUACACAAGGUGAGGUCCUGCCUUGGGGAGGGAAGCUAGCCUCACACAAGACAACCAGCUUUCUGUAGGUCUCUAAUAUCAUGACUGUGCACAUAAGCUCUCUGAGCAGCGUCUCUGCAGUCCCUGUGUUCUAGGAGGAUACUGUGGAGUACUGGUGAAUGCCCCAGUCCCUGAAAUGAAAUGCACGCACACAGACAUACAUUUCCUAAAGUGGCAAUGGGAAGAUUCUUUUGUUUUCACACAUUAUGAGACAAGAAUAGGAGUAUAAGGAUUGGUUCUGGUGUAGCGUGAGGAUUAUUACUUGAGUUUGGUGGCAGAACUUCUGGGUCCUGACUUUGGAGAAGUUUGACCUUUGUAAGUUUCAGAUAGCUCCUUCAGGGUGGUGCCUUCCCUGUAAGGCUCAGUUGCACAUUGUGUGGGGACCUUUCUGUGAAAUCAUAUGAUUGAUGGAAGGCAUUGUACAUGCAUGUGCCUUCCUAUACUAGUUACAGGUCAUGGGAUGUAGUAUCCUAAUUCAGGUGCUUCUCAGUUUCAUCUUGUGAGCAUACCACCCCAAAAGCUAUUCUCAGUCUCCCAUGUCAUCCCUCUGCAUUCUGCCUUCACCCUUGUAACCUAAUCUCCUGUUGUCCUAACCUGGAGGGUUUGCCUGAGGAUAAAAGUGAGGUAACAUGUCCCCCGCGAUUUCUUAGACACAGCUGAUUAAUCUCUUUUUUCCUAUAUCCCUUUUCCUCACAUGAUCGAUGCAGUCCCAGGACUGCAGUAGAGCCUGGGGUUGUCAUAGGAGAGAGAAUUCAUAGGGAAUGUUAGAAGAAAGAAAGCUUUAGGAUAGAGAAUAAGAGGACUUUUUAAACAGAUGAGGGCCUCCCAAACAUGUCAGCCUACAGAAGACCCACAAUGGUACCAUGCAGUGGCAGUUACAAAACAGAUUUGGUGCACCUGGCUGGCCUGGUAGAGCAUGUGAGUCUUGAUCUCGGGGUUGGGAGUUUGAGCCCCACGUUGACUGCAGAGUUUACUUUAAAAAAAAAAAAAAAAAUGAAAGUUUAAAAACGAAAAUACAGGCUUGAUCAAUAGCUUGAAUAUAGUCCAUUUCUUUAGUGAACAGGCGUUCGCCCACCAUGGCUUCUGAAUGAGUGAACGCAGAUGAUUAUGUCAGUACCGAUGAUUUGUUUCUGUAUCUUACACAAAGAUUGGUGCCCUUAAUCUCAGUCUGUAGUUUUUCAAGUGGCAGGUCAAAUAACUCCAACUUGGGCAGUAGCCCAAGAUCCUGGAUUCUGACCACUGAGUAAAACAACCACAUCAGCUCUCAUUUCUGCAUGUCCAACAGAGAGGCUAAACAUCCAGCCCAGUGAAUCCAUGAGGUUUUAGCUUUGGUGAAUCAUCAGUGGACCAGUGUCAGACAAUGAGGGGAAUCUGGGAUCACUGAGGUCCUCACGGUGCCAGGGGCUCUGCUUCAGGCUGCAGAUAUGACUUAUUCCUAUAGAGCUGAGAUGUUACUGAUGCCAGUCAGGAUUCAUCCUUAAACAUACCGUCUCCAUUUGACCAGCAAGUCUUUUAGGAUCUCUCUGCGUUGUUGCUUGUAGGGUUCAAGUUGCCUCAUCAACAUGGGAAUGUUAACACCAGACAGUCACAAGUCCUGAAUGGGUCAUGCUUCACUUCUGACAAAUGUUUGGUAGCAAGCUAAUGGCUGCUUUUCCAAAGCAAUUUACCUGUUAGUUAUGUCACACCUGAGUUCAGGGGCACUUGGGUGGCUCAGAUGGUUAAGCAUCUGCCUUCGGCUCAGGUCAUGAUCUCAGGGUCCUGAGAUUGAGCCCCGCAUCGCAUCAGGCUCCCUGUUCAGCAGGGAGUCUGCUUCUCCCUCUCCCUCUGCCCCUCCCCCCUGCUCGUGCUGUCUUUCAAAUAAAUAAAAUCUUUAAAAAACAAACAAACCUGAGUCCAAACCCCAAGGGAGCCUUCCAGAUGGAGACUGCCUGCCUUUGUCAGAGACUCCAAAUGGUGGAAUCUGGCACAGUUUUGCAUUGUCUCCGAUACUCCAGAAGUCUGUUAAAGGGCUGGGCCUCUUUGGGGUUUUUUUGAUGGUGGUCGUGGGCAAGAUACAACAGUGUAUUUUUCUUUAUUGCUAGAAUGAGCAUUGCACAUUGCCCAUAUAAUUCCAAUAAACUGUAAUUGGAAAAGGACUCUGAAUUUGUUACAUUUUAUCAGCCUUACCUACUGGCAGAGAAGGAAUGUCCUAGACAGGCCUAUUGAGACUAAUGUCUAACUUUCCAACAAACAAUUCAUCCACAUAGGGAAACACUGACAGCAGAGGGUUGAGAUAAAUGUGCUAUAUUCUCACCCACACACUGAAGGGAAAUGCCUGGGGAGUUUGCUUCACUAACACUGUUCUCCCUUCAGCCCACCCUGAAGAAUGUGGAUAAAUACGGAAUCUCAUACAGAUGGUGAUGGUUGUGAAAAUUGGCAAAACAUUUUGAAAAGUAUUGGAAGUAUGAAUGAAAGCUGAACAGAUGUAAGCCUAUGACCAUGAAAUUUACUAUUCCAACAGAAAUUUGUACAUGUGUCACCAAAGCACAAAUUCUAGAAUUUACAUAGCAGAGCUAUUCACGAUAGCCCGAAACUGAAAACCACCCACAUGUGCAUCAGGAGUGGAAGGGUUAAAAGUAAUUGUUAGAUGUUUAUACAAUGGAAUUCUAUUAAAUGUUACGAGUCCACACAAUGGAACUAAUGCUAGUAAAUGACCUACAACAUGUGUUAAUAAGAAUGAGUUCAUGAAACCAUUUGGAAUGUGAAGCCAAAUAAUAGAAGAUUCUAUUCUGUAUGGGUCCAUUUCUAUAAAGUGCCGAACAGGCACUUUGAAAAGUGAUCUGUGCUGUUAAAUGUCACAUUACUGUUUACUGUGGUAGAUAGUAACUGGGAGGUUUUUUGGGUUGAAAAUCUUCUGGUUUUUUUUAACUACAAAAUAGAUACAGAGAUGUGUUCACUUUGUGCUAUUUUACUGUGCUUUGUACUUAAGACCUAUAUGUGUAUCUUGAAAAUUGUUUUUAAAUACCUAUCACCAAUUUUUAAAAAUUCAGGAGAAGGUAAGUAGAUUAAUGUUUUCAUGUCCUUUUGUUAUUGUAAAGACACUAAGUAGUACUGUAAUUUGUUUUUAAAAGAUGUGCUCUAAUUCCUAGGUGAAAUAUGAAGAUAUUGAGUGUAAAACCUCCUAAAUUAAGGUAAAGUAGAGAAUUACUGAAAAUUUACACAGAAGAUAGAAAAAUAAGAAAAUAGACCAUGGGUAAUGAAGAACAUGCUAUUGCAUAUUGGUAAAUCUAAUCCCGACUUACCACUGUUGUAUUGAACAUAAAUUGGUAAUAGCUCUUGUUACAAUCUAAUAUUGUUUGACCCUAUUCAGUGAUUUUUUUUUUCACAAGUUAAAACAUUAGGAUUAAAGUAAAAUAAUGAAAUAUAAUCUCAUGGCAUUUCAACCUAGUAAACUGCCAACAGGACUGUAUAAUAAGAUUAAUGUAGGUUGUCAUUAUAAUCAUUGCAAGUGGUACUAUUCUCAUAUUAAUGUACAGUUUUCCAGUACUAUUGAUGAAUAACAAUCUAACAACGCACCGCACGUACACAUUCAGACACAGAGACAUGUACGUGUGUGUGUGUGUGUAUUGCAUCUUGAUUUGUGGUCUAACAUGAUAAAUAUUUCUGAGUGGCUCUAAUCUUAAAAAUAGUAUUUCUCUAUUUUUGUGCCAUAGGGUUCAAUAUAACAAGAUU
This is a messenger RNA of Mirounga angustirostris (Northern elephant seal), 6619 nucleotides long. Its product is annotated as zinc finger protein 677-like. Gene Ontology annotation, biological process: regulation of DNA-templated transcription. Lineage: Eukaryota; Metazoa; Chordata; Mammalia; Carnivora; Phocidae. Bases 236 to 1672 code for a protein of 478 amino acids. The record is from RefSeq and is a predicted model, not a curated record. The transcript has 5 exons.